Molecule: messenger RNA, 1347 nt
Organism: Cyprinodon variegatus (sheepshead minnow)
Lineage: Eukaryota; Metazoa; Chordata; Actinopteri; Cyprinodontiformes; Cyprinodontidae
Gene: acot7
Product: acyl-CoA thioesterase 7
Exons: 10
Coding region: 264-1301 (345 amino acids)
Biological process (GO): acyl-CoA metabolic process; palmitic acid biosynthetic process
Cellular component (GO): extracellular exosome; cytosol; nucleoplasm
Molecular function (GO): long-chain fatty acyl-CoA binding
Source: RefSeq, a predicted model, not a curated record
AUCUGAAGAGUAUUAGGCCGGAAUAUAAACUUAUUUAAAGCUGUAUUAAGCAGCGAUAUCCAAAGCGUGUGGUGUUGUGAUAAAGAAAGGAAUGUUUUGAUAAAUAAGUAAAACAUUUUUUUGCGAUCCGCAUUACUUUCGCCUCCAAAAGCGUCCUUAAAGACACGCAGUGACCAGAGCAUGCAGCGGACGGACGGCUGAUUUCUCUCCACAUCACAGAGGAGCACAGCUGCAACGCGACACCGACAGAAAUCCUCCAAAACAUGUCGUCGCCGGGGAAACGCGAAUCACCAUCCUCCUCCCUCCAGCUCUGCAGGGUUAUGCUGCCAGACGACGCCAAUAUAAUGGGCAACGUUCACGGCGGGAUUAUCCUCAAGAUGAUCGAGGAAGCUGGAAGCAUUGUCGGCACCAGACACUGCAACACACAGAAUGGGGACCGUUGCUUGGCUGCUCUGGUUCGGGUGGAGAAGACAGAGUUCCUUUCUCCCGUGUUCAUCGGGGAGGUGGUCCACGUCUCCGCUGUGAUCACUUACACCUCCCAGCACUCGCUAGAGGUUCAGGUCAAAGUCAUCGCUGAAAACAUCUUGACAGGUGAAAAAAAGCUGGCCAACAAGGCGGCGCUGUGGUACGUCCCCUGUUCUCUGCAGAAUGUUGACAAGAUCACAGAGGUGCCUCCUAUUGAGUACGCUAGUCCAGAGCAGGAAGAAGAAGGCAGAAAGCGCUAUGAAUCACAGAAAAUUGAGAGAUUGGAGACCAAAGCAAGGCUUGAGGAGGCAAUGCCACCUCCACCAAAUCCAGAGGACACACCCAAAGAAAGGUACACAGUUGGCUUCAGCCAGUCUAGCCUGAUCCAUUUGGUGGGGCCUUCAGACUGCACUCUAGAUGACUUCGUCUAUGGGGGUGUGACCAUGAAACUGAUGGAUGAGGUUGCUGGAAUUGUGGCCGCUCGACACUGCAACACAAACAUCGUCACCGCUUCUGUUGAUGCCAUUAACUUUCAUCGCAAGAUUAAAAAAGGCUGUGUGGUGACAGUGACGGGCCGACUCACCUUUGUCAGCAACAGGUCUAUGGAAAUAGAAGUACUGGUAGAUGCUGAUCCGCUGGUGGAAAAGGAGAAAGGGAAAUAUCGUGCUGUCUCAGCCUUCUUUACCUUCAUCUCACUUGACAAGGAAAAUAAGCCUCUAAAUGUCCCUCCUCUAAAGAUUGAAGGAGAGGAGGAGCAGAAACGCUUCGAAGAAGGCAAGGCCCGUUACCUCCAGAACAAGGCAAAGAGACUUGCAGAAAAGGAGCGCCAACAGUGACACUUUGGAUCAGCAUAUCAAACAGCAGAAACCAAUUUCAUCAUUA